This is a messenger RNA of Striga hermonthica, 633 nucleotides long. The record is from the annotation of a GenBank genome assembly. NCBI's taxonomy places the organism in Eukaryota, Viridiplantae, Streptophyta, Magnoliopsida, Lamiales, Orobanchaceae.
AUGUCAAGCAUUGAGGCUUGUGAUCUCAGUUAUAAGCUUGUGAAAGUCGAGAGGGUUGUCCUUGUCCUGGCCAUGCCCUGUGUGUUCUUCUUGACUUUGACUGCUGAGGAAGAUGGUGCCCCUGUGCAAACUAUUCAAGUCGAGGUCUACCACCCCAUUGGUGGCUAUCCAGUCCUUCAAGAGUGGAGAUUCAAACCACUCCUUGCUCAAAAUGCCUGUUAUGUAGCUGUGCAGACGCAGAGCAAGAUAGCACUAAUGGGGUCUAAAUUUGAUGCGUACAAGGCAAAAAGAACUAUCCGGCAGCCGCCAUUGUAUGCACUGAGAGCUGAAUGUUGGCAAGAGAGUUUUGGUGUUGCUGUCAAUUGGUUGACAAAAAUUGCCCCGAAACGAAUGGGUAUAGCCAAGAUUCCAUCUGAAGAUGCUCGGACUAAGCCUCUAAUUGACAAAAGCAGUUAUAAAUUGUUUCGUCCGACAUUGUUUUCGGACAAACCUAUGAUUCCUACCCCAUGGAGACCUGCAUGUCUCUAUUAUAAUAAUGGCCCUUUCACAUUUGGAGGAAGCGAGAUUUCUGUUCCAAGAAUUGGAAAUGCCAAUGUUGUUACAUCAAAUGUACCUGAUGGAGGUAAGGGGUGA